Molecule: messenger RNA, 8366 nt
Organism: Athalia rosae (coleseed sawfly)
Lineage: Eukaryota; Metazoa; Arthropoda; Insecta; Hymenoptera; Athaliidae
Gene: Tomosyn
Product: syntaxin-binding protein 5
Exons: 24
Coding region: 1159-5265 (1368 amino acids)
Biological process (GO): regulation of exocytosis; regulation of protein secretion
Cellular component (GO): plasma membrane; SNARE complex; cytoplasm
Molecular function (GO): syntaxin binding; myosin II binding; GTPase activator activity
Source: RefSeq, a predicted model, not a curated record
UUUUGGAUGAGAGACUAAAUAUCAAGGCACUUACCUCCUGGUGGUGGAGGGUCCGAGUUAUGAUCAUGGCUGAGUUUGAGAUGAUUAUUCUUUCUAACACGAUCAAAAACAAGGGCAUAACUGUCUUUAGAUUUUAUGCCUUUUUUCAUUGAUUCCCUGAUCGAUGGGAGGCAGAGUGCCCUGAUUAGACAAAAACAUAUCAUGUGUACGUUUCAAUGAUCGAAAGACCAAUGUAUGGACCGAAUGGCGUUGGACGUCCUGAACGAUGAAAGGUUAUCAUUUGGAAAUAGAAGAGCUCAGCUGGCCACGCGGUGGCAGUGACGAGGACCAAAAAGCAGCAGCCUGCCUGUUGCCAGUUAUUGAUCUGACAGCAACACCGCAUUGCCGUUGAGAGUGGGAUUAUUGUCACGCAGUUUAUCGCAGUUCAGAAGAGGAAAAAUAAAAAAAAACGUUAGUGAAUGAACAAUUUUUAAACAAAAUGUCCGAAUUACGUGUAUAUAAAUACAAAAAACAAACGGUAUUCUCGGGUCGUUGAAUAUUCGCAAAGAAAAAGGUUCUCUUAAAUAAAAUAAAUAUGCUUAACAUUAUCUGUAACGUUUUCGUUACAGCUGCUGAAGGCCAAACGUAAAUGUUGCAAUUUCACGUCUGCAAAUAAAUAAAAUCAGCUAGUAAAAAAAUUGGCAUUAUCAAAACGGACUAUACCAAGGCAAACCGGACUGACAUUCAAAAAAAGUUAGAACCUCUAAAAAUCGUUAAAAUCCAAAAAGUAUCCUUCUAAAAAACGUUGAAUACAAAAACUAUAAUUGUUUCAAUUAAAUGAAGUGAUAUUAGUACAGCAUCUGGUGUCACGUACGUCACGUAUAUUACAUUCUACGAACAUAUUCGAAACGAAUCUGAGCGCAGUCAACAAAAAAAAAAAACGUAUAACAGACAUCCAGAGAAGCGCGAUAAAAAAAAUUAAAGAGUUGAACAAUCAAAAUUAAGGGAAGAAGAAAUAUUUCCGACCAUUUAAACGAAGAGAAUUUUAACCAAAAGUCGGUAUAAAUGUCAUCGCGUUUAUUAACUAUAUCCUUACCCUAAACUGGAACGCGGGCAUUUUAACCCCCUCCUUCCCUACUUCCCCCGGUUCCUAAUAAAAUUUUCAUCGUUUAAAACACGAUGAAAAAGUUCACAUUUAAAGGUGUUCUUGACGGGUUUCGUUCAUCGGUUAGUCAACAGGUGAAACCGGAGCAAGAAAUCGUCGAAACACUUCGGCCCGAUCAUUUUAACGUUAAAAAGACCUUCAGGCACGGUUUUCCAUUUCAACCGACCGCUAUCGCAUUUGACCCUAUUCAACGGCUACUAGCGAUUGGUACAAAAACAGGCUCGCUGCGAAUUUUGGGAAGACCAGGUGUCGACGUUCACGUAAGACACGAUGGAGACUCAGCUGUACUUCAAAUACAGUUUCUUGUCAACGAAGGAGCCCUUGUUUCAGCCACUGCGGACGAUACUUUGCACUUGUGGAAUUUUCGACAAAAAAUACCACAGGUUGUGCAGAGCCUUAAAUUUCAACGAGAAAGGAUAACUUUCAUGCACCUACCACUGCAAAGUAAAUGGCUUUAUGUUGGAACCGAACGAGGAAAUAUCCACGUCCUACAUAUCGAGACUUUCGUCUUAUCUGGCUAUGUGAUAAACUGGAAUAAAGCUAUAGAAGUGUCGAGGAAAACCCAUCCAGGGGCUGUCAUUCACCUGAGCGAUAAUCCUCUCGAUCUAAGCAAGAUGUUAAUUGGAUACGAGUCUGGUCAAAUAGUCUUGUGGGAUUUGCGGCUGAAAAAUCCUGACUACAGAUGCCAAACCACAGAGCCCCUGAAAUCAAUAUCAUGGCACCACGACGGUAAACAAUUUAUGUGCAGUCACACCGAUGGUUCACUUUCAACUUGGGCAUUGCGCCAACUAAAACCCAUAAACGUGACGCACCCUCAUGCUAAAACUACCAAAGACGGUGUCCCCGAACCUUGCAAACCGAUUCAGAAAGUUGAAUGGAAGAUAUCAAGAUCUGGGGAAGCUUACGUUAUAUUCUCUGGAGGACUAGCGUACGACACAACAGGUCGAACACCGAGUAUUACUGUCAUACAAGGCAAGACCACGACGGUAUUAGAAAUGGAACAUAAUGUCGUGGAUUUCGUAACGUUGUGCGAAAGUCCUUGGACCAGCGAUUUUCAGGACCCGUACGCCGUCGUGGUUCUACUCCACAACGACCUUGUCGUGAUAGAUCUUCACUCUCCGGGAUUCCCUUGCUUUGAGAAUCCAUAUCCGAUGGACAUCCACGAGUCUCCUGUAACCUGCUGCGCAUACUUUGCUGACUGCCCUUCGGACUUGAUACCCGCUUUCUAUUCCGUUGGUUCAAAAAGUCAGAAACGAACGGGUUUUAGCGAGAGCGAUUGGCCGAUAUCCGGAGGUGAAUGGAGCCCGACUUCGAGUAGUUACAACGAGAUCGUCCUCACCGGCCAUGCCGACGGCAGCAUAAAAUUCUGGGACGCUUCGGCCGGUACGCUUCAAGUUUUGUAUAAAUUAAAAACUGGAAAAGUUUUUGAGAAAGCCAAAGCGCGAAGUUCCGAGUCGGACGAAGAUCCUCUGGCCGUACAGCUGAUAUUUCUCUGUCCGGAGAGUCGAAAGUUGGCCAUCGUUGGCUCCAGCCGAUACGUUAUUCUCUUUCAGUUCAAAAAAUCUGAAGACCAGUCGGAGAUUGUUACCCUGGAGAUCCCUAGCGCGCACGAGUUUUCUGCCGAGACGGAGUGUUCCCCGGAUUACGAAUACCCUCCGAGAAGCAGCCUCGCAAAUGAGGGAGAAGAUUUGAGAAACCCAUCCCUCGAGUACAGUUUUCCGCUGAAAGUCAAAUCUGGACCACAAAGACGGGCUCCGGGAUUCCAACCGACGAUGGUCUGUCUCUCUCCGUGGAUCAACGGAGAGCAACCGGGAAACAUAAAUGCUUUGAGUCUCAACUCUUCUUACGGCUUAAUGGCUUACGGUACCGAGACCGGGCUAGUGAUUGUGGAUAUAAUUCAGAGGUCUCUACUCUUGAUCGUGACGACGCAAGAUCUGUACGGAAGCAUGGAUCCCUCUCAGCGCUCGCUACGGAGUCCGAAGCGAUACGACGAACGACGAGACAACGAGGACAAAGCACGUAGUCCCAGCGUUGACCAGAUUCAGUACGUUCACAACGAGACAAAUGUUGGUUCUGAGCCCGUACACGUUUCUUCGGAUGAGACGACGACGGGAUUGGGGAAAUCUUCGACGCCUGCGUUGCCUUUGUCGUCUACAAGUUCAACAUCGACUCGCGGCGGGGACUGCGGAAGCGACAACGACACCGAGGAACAAUCCGGAGAGCAAAGUGGAAGGAAAAAAACAUCCUGGAAAGGUUUCAAUUUAAAACGUCAAUUAAGUAGAGUUGAUUUAAAGAUAAAAACAACUUUUGCGAGUGGCUCACAGUGUCCAGUCCAACAGCAACAGCCUUCGAUUCACCACCAAAAACGACACUCCGUUAUUUCUCACGGGCAAAGCGAUUCGGUAGCCGCAAGCUCACCACCGACCGAUGCUUCCAACGAAGCGUCGUCCUUGUUCGCCUCUUGUCCACCGCGUCACGAAAUAUUCGAAGAAAUACCCGAGACCGGCGAGCCGACAGAAGUUCAAGACAAGGAUAACGGUGGCGAUAACAAUGGUGCUAAUUGUCCAGAUGAAUCCGUUACAACUUCAUCCUCGGUUGUAAACGAAUCGUCGAAUAUUUCGACCGCGGAGGAAUCCCUCGAAAGGCCUGACGACCUCCCCUUAUUCCUCGAUUACGAAGUGAUGCCACCGAUAAGGCCUAAGAGGGAUGUAACUAAAAAAUGGCACCAUCAAAAGAGAGAAAACCGUUUGCUCUCCGUACCAUAUAUUAAGUACCAGAAGAAUGAGGGAAAUUUUUCAGAUCUAAGAUCAAAAGAAGAUGGGGCACCACCCCCUUCGUUUGCUGGGAAUUUGAUGAGAAGAUUCAGCCGGUCAGAUAAAUUGGACAGUUCGUUCACCCGCUCAAGGAGUUCCAGUAUGUCAUCGUUGGAAAAUAUAACGGAAACUAUAAACUGCCUCGUAUUCGCAGAUUCGUAUACAAAGAAGAAUGAUGCCACAGCCCUUCCUACUUUGUGGAUCGGAACUUCCCUUGGCUCUAUACUUACGGUUGUGUUCAGCGCACCAAUUUGUGGGGAACAGCGACACGCACAGCCCAUACACGUUGCUAACUACAGUGGAUCCAUGUUCAAAUUGAAAGGGUCAAUGCUCACCAUAUCAUUUCUCGAUUGCAACGGCGCGCUGAUACCUUAUUCCUACGAAUCUUGGAGAGAAGAACAUUCGGAUAGUAAAGAUCGUAACAGAACUCCGACCAAAUCGGCUAGUUCAGGCGUAUCUCCGACGUUGAAUGUUCAAGUAUCAGGCGAAGGAUUCGGAGACAGGCAAUUCGUUGUAUUAACAUCGGAAAAACAAGCCAGAGUCGUCGCUCUUCCGUCACAGACCUGCAUGUACAAACAGCAGCUCGCCGACACAGAUUUUGUAAUAAAGGCUGAAAUAACUUCCUUAAAAGAUAGCGUUUGUUUAGUGUGCUACGUUUCGAGCGGACACAUAGUGACUUACAGCCUGCCAAGCCUCAGGAUAUUAACCGACGUUGAUUUUCUACCCCUAGUAGAUCUCAGUUUUCAGACUACAAAACGUGGCAUAGAAGACCCCAUGUUGUCGAUAUGGGGACAACAGCUAUUUGUCAAUGAAGAUACCGAUCUAAUCGCAAGAACGUUCUGCUUCAGCAACAAGGGACACGGAUUGUAUCUAACGUCUCCAACGGAAAUACAAAAAUUUACAGUGUGCAAUGAAUUCUGGGCGGAUAUGACCGAAAUGAUGGGCGAGAUAUUUAUUUGCCAAGAGAUGCCGGAGCCGCCAAAAGAGAGCUUUCUACGUGGACUGUUUGGAGGUGGUUCCAGAAGUCUUGACAGAGAAGAACUUUUUGGAGAAUCUAGCGGUCGAGCAUCCCGCACAGUGGCAAAGCACAUUCCAGGUCAAUGUCCUAACAACAAUGGAUUAAGAGAGAAGGCUAAUGUUGCGAUGGGUGACGUAGGUCAAGCACAUCAAAUGGUAUUAGAACGCGGUGACAAAUUAUCGCAACUCGAAGAACGUACAGCACGUAUGAUGUCAGAGGCGGAAACAUUUUCACAAUCUGCCCACGGUAUAAUGCUUAAAUAUAAAGACAAAAAGUGGUAUCAACUAUGAAAAAGUUUACCUAACAAUAAUUCGCAGGACGAUGUAAAGAGCCGAGCGUAGAUUAUACCGUGAUUAGCAUUCAUAUUUUGCCCGUCCCUGAAAUUCCCUCAUUUUCCAAAAAACUCGAACUCUCUAAAACCACACCUCCUUCUCCUUCUCCUCAGCCCUUUUAUCCUCAUGCCAAUCGUAUUCUGUUAUUUAAUUUAGUAUAAAAUGAAAAAGUUAAUAUUUACAAUGUAUAAAGCAAUUUCAUGAAUUAGUAUAUAGUUGUGAUAUAAAAUAAUAACAACAACAACAACAACAACAAUAAUAAUAAUAAUAACAAUAAUAAUAUUGAAUAAUGAAUAAUACCAAUUAACAAUAAUUAUAUAAUAAUCAUUAGGAUUGUUAUAACAAGAAAAAAAACAAUAAUAUUAAUAAUAUUAACAACAAUAAUAUAAAUAAAUUACAUAAAUUAUUAUAAACCAGAGAAGGGAAAAAACAAAACAAAACAAUACAUAAUAAUAAUCAUACAUACAGUUACAGAGCGUCCGGCAUAAGACGUCGUUUGAAAUUCAGUUUUAACAUAAUAAUGUGCAACUUAUCAUUGGAGAUUUCUUGAUUCAUUAUUUGCAAGAUUUCCAAUUACUUGAGUGAGUUCAUCAUCGAGGCCUGUCGAUAAAAAACCAAUCUUUUCCAGGAUGUGAAAUCAAUAAUGGAAGGUAACAUAAAAAAAAAGUUAUAGGUUAUCUCGAGUCACAGGAUUUUUUUUUUUAUUUCAAAUAUUGUACAAGUACAUAUUUUUUCGAAUUUCCGACGACAUCUUUGACGUAGUACACAUAUGUAUGUAUAUUAAUAUAAUAUAAAUAUGUAUAUGCAUAUAAAUAGGUGGUGUGUUGAUAUUUCUAUCAGUUCUCGACUAAAAUUAAUGAUUCUGUUUGGCUAUAUUAUAUAAUUAUAUAUAAAUAUGUUAUAAAUAUUUGCAAAAUAAAAAAAAACGAAAAGAAACAAACAAAAAAAAAUAAUAAUAAAUAAAUAAAUAAUAAAAAAAACAUUGAAAAAAAAUGAGUCUAAUGUACGUAGGACGUGCAUUCUUUGACGUGUGAUAUUAAUCUAUUAUAAUACACAUACAUAUAUUAUACUAAAAAUAAUAACUAAUAAUAUAAUAAACGCACAAUUAUAAGAAAAAAAAAUCUAACGGUUGCAAGAGAAUUUUCAAACUCCUGCUGCAAGGGUGAAAAAGGCUGGGGAGAGGGAAAGCGUUGAAAGAUGUAGUAUCAAUUAAAAAUAAAAAAAUAUAAAAAAAAACGUUUUUGAACCUUUGGGAAUGUCAACACACCCGCCUAUGAAUGCAAUGUAAGUUCUAUAUAUUAUAUAUAUAAAAAAAAAACUUGACACAAACAAAAAGUAAAGAAACGAUAAAAAAAAAGAUAAUAUGUAAUAGUCAAUAUAUGUAAUUAUAAAUUUAUGUUUCUUUAUUCGCCUAUAAUAUACAUCUAUUAUGAUUUUAUCGUAGAACCGUUUUGUAUUCAAAGCAACUCCGUACGAACAGGGUGUUCUUGAAUUACGUACAAUAUACUAUAAAUAUUAUAAAACAAAACUAUAUUAUCAUAAAUUAAAACUUACUAUAUUCUAAGAAACUAACAAAAAGGAAAGAAUGGAAUAAAAGACAACAGAUCAACAAAUUCACAAACAACUAUUAAACAGAAACAAUAAAUAUAUACAAAUAAGCUUCUUCAGUUGUGCAGUGAGUCUUUGAAAAAAAAAAGUAUUCCAAAACUCAAAUCAAUUCAACUUUUGCAUUAUAAAUAUGAAAGCUAUGAAGAUUAAGUUUCAAUUUAUUCAUUAAUGCUUACUGAAAGACUUGUUUUUUGUUCGUUACAUUUUAAUAAUAUCUGAUAUUAUUUGAACACCUCGUCACUGUUUCUACGUUUGGCGAUUCUCAAGAAUCUCACACUCCUAUUGAAAAAUAAACCUUUGACAAAUAUGUCAUUACACGUAUAAUAUAUAUGAAGCAAAGUAAUAAAAAAAGCAGAAAAAAAACAAAAAAAAUCUAUAUAUUUGGAGAGACUGUUAUAGUAUACCCAAUCAGUCUACGAAAAAAAAGUAAAAUAAAUAAUUAAAUAAUCUGAUUAUUAAAAAGAAUAUAUCGAUGAUGAAUUAUUGUUGCCGACAGAAUUUUUGUUGGUAUUAUGAAAAAUAAUUUAAAUAUAAUUAUUCUACGAUGCAUAUAAAUGAUAUUUAAUAUAGUUUUCAGCUGUUGUCUUCGAUGAUAACAAUAUUUUAUUGAUUAAUGAUGAUGAAGGAAGAAAAAAAAACUGAACAAACACAAUUUCUAAACACUUAUAAUUAUACAUAUAAUAUAAAUUACCCAUACAUACAUUACAUCGUCGAUCACGAACAAAACUGCCGGACAGUAGUGACGACGAAGUGUAAUCAUUCGACUCGAACACCCUGUAUAAAAAUAUAUACCUAUACAUAUUAUACAAAUUGAAUAUAUAAUGAAAGAAUAUAUAUAUAUAUAAUAUAAAUACAAUUAUUGAUGAACCAUUUAAGUUAAUCAUUAAGAUGAAAAUGUUGAUAGAGAAAUUUUAGUUUAUCAAUCUUUUACUCCUGAAUAUAUUGAAGAAGAAGAAAAACAAGAAAGAAAGAGAAAGAAAAAGUAAAUAAUAAUUAUAUUAACAGUAACAACAGUAAUAUUAAUGAUUCUUGAAUAAAUUGUAAUAAAUACAUUUAAAAAAAAAAUAUAUAUAUAUAUAUAUAUACCUAUAUACCGUAAUAUGUAUAUAUACGGAAUGUAAGAUUAUCAUAUUAUAAAUAACAUAUUUAAAUUGUAUACGUAUAUAUACAUAUCUACACGACCCGUACAUCAUAAUAAAUUAUAUAUCAUGUGAGCUUACAUGUAAUCAUGGAGAAACAGAAAACCACUUUAAAAAAGAAAUAACACGGGGAUCGAACAGAGAAAAAUCUAACGAAAAAAAAAAGAAAAGAACCAUGGAGAAAGAAAACCAAAAAAUAAAAAAAAUAAAAAUAAAAAAAAAUGGACGAUGCGUUUACUAUGAUGCUAAGUGUAGAAUAAUGAAAAAAAACUUGUUGGAACUAUUAAAAAAAAUUAAAAAUUGAAAAAAAAA